Molecule: messenger RNA, 438 nt
Organism: Alternaria rosae
Lineage: Eukaryota; Fungi; Ascomycota; Dothideomycetes; Pleosporales; Pleosporaceae
Exons: 4
Source: RefSeq, a predicted model, not a curated record
ACCUCCAACCAGUCCGCACUGAUAGCCCACCCCGCAACACCACCGCGCCUGAAUACACUACCGCAAUCAUGGGUGUCCCAUUCGAGGCUUUGCUGCCCUAUGCCAUUAUGACGGGUUUCUUCGCAUUCAGCGCCGUGUCUGUCGGAAAGCUCAAGGAGAUGCAGAACGGAGGGAAGAAGACGAGGAGGGGUAUCGACCAAUGGGACAGGCGCGACCGCCGGCUGACAGGAUUCAUGCGCGGACAGACAGACAAGCCGAUUGCUCCGGAAGGCUUCGAGCUCAACAACCCAUGGAGGGUGCGUAUAAAGUGCGAGAAGCGAUUCCUCUAGACGAUGCGAGACACUCCGACACAGCAUACAACAUACCCAAUAGUAACUACAUCGCGCUGGGAGGGUCUACGGCAUGUACAGCAAUAGUAGGCAUGCGAGCAAUCAACAA